Phascolarctos cinereus (koala) is the source of this 3320-nucleotide messenger RNA. It is a transcript of the gene DAPK3, whose product is annotated as death associated protein kinase 3. Gene Ontology annotation, molecular function: ATP binding; protein serine/threonine kinase activity. The record is from RefSeq and is a predicted model, not a curated record. Gene Ontology annotation, biological process: protein phosphorylation; intracellular signal transduction; positive regulation of apoptotic process. NCBI's taxonomy places the organism in Eukaryota, Metazoa, Chordata, Mammalia, Diprotodontia, Phascolarctidae. Gene Ontology annotation, cellular component: nucleus; cytoplasm.
AAGAGAGGGGCUGAUGAUAGGCCAAUGGGGGCCGGCGCGGUGACGACAGAGUACGUCGGAAUGCUGCGGCGGCGCUGACUGGCUGCUGAGGCCUGCUCUGGGGGACUUUCGCCGGCAUCUUCUUGUCAUCCAACUGCAGCAGUUGGGCAUCCUUUUGGAGUCGAGAGCGUGGUGACAGGACUGGCCUGCAGCCAUGUCCACCUUUAGGCAAGAGGAUGUGGAAGACCACUAUGAGAUGGGCGAGGAAUUGGGCAGUGGUCAGUUUGCAAUUGUGCGGAAAUGCCGUCAGAAAAGCAAUGGGCUGGAGUACGCCGCCAAGUUCAUCAAGAAGCGUCGAUUGUCCUCUAGUCGUCGGGGGGUGAGCCGGGAGGAGAUAGAAAGGGAGGUGGACAUUCUUCGGGAGAUCCAGCACCCUAACAUCAUUACCCUCCAUGACAUCUUUGAGAACAAGACAGAUGUAGUGCUGAUCUUGGAGCUGGUUUCUGGGGGUGAGCUCUUUGAUUUCUUGGCUGAAAAGGAGUCCCUAACCGAGGAGGAGGCAACCCAGUUCCUUAAGCAGAUCCUGGAUGGUGUCCAUUACCUGCACUCCAAGCGGAUUGCCCACUUUGACUUAAAGCCGGAGAACAUCAUGCUUCUGGAUAAGAAUGUGCCCAACCCUCGAAUCAAGCUAAUUGAUUUCGGCAUUGCCCACAAAAUUGAGGCAGGGAAUGAGUUCAAGAAUAUUUUUGGAACCCCGGAGUUUGUAGCUCCUGAGAUUGUGAACUAUGAGCCACUAGGUUUGGAGGCGGACAUGUGGAGCAUUGGAGUGAUCACAUACAUUCUUUUGAGCGGAGCAUCACCAUUCUUGGGUGAAACCAAGCAGGAGACUCUCACCAACAUUUCAGCUGUGAACUAUGACUUUGAUGAAGAGUAUUUCAGUAAUACCAGUGAGCUGGCCAAAGACUUCAUCCGUCGGCUGCUCGUCAAAGACCCCAAGAAAAGGAUGACCAUUGAGCAGAGCCUGGAGCAUUCGUGGAUUAAGGUGAUUAAGAGAAGGAACGUGCGGAAUGAGGACAGUGGCAAGAAGCCAGAGCGUCGGAGACUGAAGACAACCCGCCUCAAGGAGUACACCAUCAAAUCCCACUCCAGCAUGCCCCCGAACAACACAUACAUCAACUUUGAGCGUUUUUCUAAGGUUCUGGAGGAGGUGGCAGCAGCUGAAGAGGGCCUGCGGGAGCUGGGGCGAAGCAAGAAGCUGUUCCGUGAGGACAUUGAGGUCCUGACUUCUAUCUAUGAGGAGAAGGAGGCCUGGUAUAAGGAGGAGAACGAGAGCAUUGGCCAGGACCUACGGCUGCUUCGUCAGGAGCUGCACAAGACCGAGGCCCUGAAACGGCAGGCCCAAGAAGAGGCCAAGGGAGCUCUGCUGGGGGCUAAUGGGCUGAAACGCCGCUUCAGCCGCCUGGAGAACCGCUUUGAGGCCCUGGCUAAACAGGUGGCAUCAGAAAUGAGGUUUGUUCAGGACCUGGUGUAUGCCAUGGAGCAAGAGAAACUGCAGGAUGGGGACUGCAGUGUGCGUUAGUGGUUCUCCAGGCUGGUGAAGAGGAGUGCCAACAGAGGGAAGAGAGUCGGACCAAAUGUCCAACAGCCCUCUGAGGCAGAGGGAAACUGUGAUUGAUAACUUGGAUGAAGACAGAGGAUCUGGGAUUGGCUGCUCUCCUAUAUCCCUACUUGUGUAAGGGCGCCCUAGCCAAGAGUCAGACAGUGCUGACGUUCCUUUUAUUUACCCUCCCUAGGAGGCUCUGAGUUUUUUCUGAAUCAGAAGGACAGGAGGCAGGGAUUGGCCAAAAUGGAACGUCAGCGUGAAAUAAGAAAUGUACUGAGUGAUAUCAGUUCUGCAACAUUGCUGCUUACCCUUAGCUUAGUCACAGUUUGGAUUGGGUGAAUUUGAAAAACAGCAACUUCCUUUAUUCUGCCUCAGGACUGAAGAUGUUUCCCAUAAUUCAUGCAACUGAGGGAUACACUAGGCUUGAGGGGCACUGCUGUUGUCAUCACAACCCCCUUGCCUGGUAAAACAAAAAAAAUACAGAUGUUACUUAUGCCACUGGACAGACAGCUGAUUGUCUUCUGGAGGAGCCUCACUCUGGUGGACCUGCGGAGAAUAACAUGAACAGUGUCUGUUUUAUGCACCUAGAAAAAUUCUGAAGAGGGCCCUCGUGUCUUGAACUGACCUUAUUUGAGAAGAUACCACUGUUAGCUAAGACUUGCAGAGGCACAGGCUACACUUGUAGCUGUAAGCCAUGAUGAAAAUGUGGAACUGCAUGAGAAUAAAAUAGGAUAUCCUCCCAAAGUUAGACACAGUUGGAAUAUAUAUGUAUUUUUGAAAAUUUAGCAAAUGCUCUUCUAGCCUUUUCUGUGUAAAUGCACUAAAUGAGAGAAAUAUUACUCCUGUGUAAAAGCACAGUUGAUAUUAAACACAGACCAUUCAGACUCUGUCCCGCAGUGAAUGGUAGCCCAGGCCUAGUGGCUGUCCUGGUACCCUUCUUACUCUUGGGGCCUCCUGGCCAUUGGCUUACUGGCCAGGGUUAUUUGUUACCCUAUAUGUGGGUACCGAAACAUUUUUCUUUGGUUUAUGGCUGCAGCAAAGCCCAGUGCCAUCUGUGACAAUGUUUCAGACUCAUUAUCACCUAGAAUGUUUAGAGAAGAGCUGGGCUGGUUCCUUAUUUUCAUUUCCCAGGCCAGUCUGCCCACUCUUCCUGCCUUUCUCUCUUGCUGCUGGCAGUUCUACUGCACAGGGUGUCCCAGAAGUCUUAGUGCAGUUUUAAUCUACUUGGGCGUAACACUGCACUAAGGCUUUUGGGAUACCCUGUAUUUUUUGAAGCCAGAUUUCUAAAAAGCCUUUAGGCCAUUUUCAGUUGCUCCCAGGCAGGCUACUUGAGGGCAAGGACAGUGUUCUAUUUUUCAGGACUGGUUUUUUCCAUCUGUAAUUACACUUGCACUACCUACCUCAGAAUUGUUGGGGGAAAAGUGCUUUGCAAAACUUAAGAGUGCCAUAGCAAUAUGAAUUGUUAUUAUCUUGCUUUUCUCCUCAGCACCUAGUACAUAGUACCUUAUACUUGAUGCCCCUUUUUUGAAUUGAGUCAAGCUUUUUGGGUUUGGAGACUUCCGCCUUCCUUGAGCUCCUGGAUGGGCAGUAAAUGGUAGGAUUCAGCAAAUUCAACCCAACUCACAUUUAAGUACCUACUAUAUGUAGAGUCCUGUAUCCACUAGGUGCCGAGAGACAGAAAGAAAAUUAGGUGGUUCCUUCCUGCCCUUAUGGAGCCUACCAUCUUGUAGGUCAUAUU